AUGGCCAUGAAAGGCCCGAUCUGGCGACACACCAGUCGCCGCCUCAUCGGCAACCAAGAGGAGCGUCGCAGAGGCAACCAGCCCGUCGAAGGGGCGCCUUCCGAUCGUGAAGUCGGCAUCGAUGAUGGCGAGGUCGACGCCAAGUCUACGACCGCCGAUGAGGCCGUGGUGCUUACCGUCGCGGAAUCGGACGAUGCAAACUGGGAGAGUAGCAGCGACGCCGAGGAUGUUCUAGAGUCCGCCAUGGUCGUCCGAAGCAGAAGAGGGUCAUGA
Messenger RNA from Exophiala bonariae, 273 nucleotides. RefSeq lists its product as uncharacterized. NCBI's taxonomy places the organism in Eukaryota, Fungi, Ascomycota, Eurotiomycetes, Chaetothyriales, Herpotrichiellaceae. The coding region runs from base 1 to 273 and encodes 90 amino acids. The transcript has 2 exons. The record is from RefSeq and is a predicted model, not a curated record.